Sorex fumeus (smoky shrew) is the source of this 3985-nucleotide messenger RNA. RefSeq names its product lipin 1 (gene LPIN1). NCBI's taxonomy places the organism in Eukaryota, Metazoa, Chordata, Mammalia, Eulipotyphla, Soricidae. The coding region runs from base 26 to 3010 and encodes 994 amino acids. The record is from RefSeq and is a predicted model, not a curated record. Gene Ontology annotation, biological process: cellular response to insulin stimulus; fatty acid catabolic process; triglyceride biosynthetic process. Gene Ontology annotation, cellular component: nucleus; mitochondrial outer membrane. Gene Ontology annotation, molecular function: transcription coactivator activity; phosphatidate phosphatase activity. The transcript has 22 exons.
GCUGUCACUAUCCUGCCAGUGGGUCAUGGAGGAGCAAGAUGGCACCUGCGGCUCCAGCUGGGAGACCCCACAGGACAAAAGCAGCCCGGAGUCCCCUUGGUCAUGGAUUCCAAUAAUGAGAGACCCUGGAUGGAUUCGAAAUGUAUGGUCUUCAAACAUUAAUGCGCAGACCAUGAACUACGUGGGGCAGCUCGCGGGCCAGGUUUUCGUCACCGUGAAGGAGCUCUACAAGGGCCUGAACCCCGCCACGCUCUCGGGAUGCAUCGACAUCAUCGUCGUCCGCCAGCCCAAUGGGAGCCUCCAGUGCUCGCCGUUCCACGUGCGCUUCGGGAAGAUGGGGGUGCUGCGCUCCCGGGAGAAGGUGGUUGACAUUGAAAUCAACGGGGAGUCUGUGGAUUUGCACAUGAAACUGGGAGAUAACGGAGAAGCCUUUUUUGUUCAGGAGACUGAUAACGACCAGGAGGUGAUCCCCAUGCACCUGGCCACCUCCCCCAUCCUAUCGGAAGGAGCCUCUCUGAUGGAGUGCCAGCUGAAAAGGAACUCCAUGGACAGGACGAGGGGCCUGGACCCCAGCUUGUCAGCCCAGGACCUGCCGCCCAGUGACACCCCUCCCGGGGGCUCGUUGGUGAAGAAGAGAAGAAAACGGCGGAGAAAGUCGCAGCUGGAUAGCCUGAAGAGAGAAGACAGUAUGGAUGUGUCGGAAGAUGAGGACAUGUUUCCCAUAGAGAUGAGCUCCGACGAGGGCCCCGAGCCGGUGGGCACUGUGAGAAUCCUUUCUAACGAUAAACCUCCAUUCCAAGAUGAUGCUUCUGAGAAAGACCGUUCCCCAGGCCCGACAUACCCUCAGUCGGCGUCUUACCCUAAUUCCGAUAGAGAGUGGACCCCGAGUACAAGUAGUCCGAUAGACUGUAAAAGGACGUCCCCAUCUCACCUGGCAGUGGCGGACGAGAGUGGACUCUCCAGUUCUUGCCCUCCACAGUGCUCUCGGUUCCUUCCUCCAGAAAGUCCUUCAGGUUCCCGACCCUCCACACCUAAAAGUGAUUCCGAAUUGGUCAGUAAAUCCGUGGACAGACCCACGCAGAAGAAUACUCUGGAAAUGCUCUGGCUAUGGGGGGAAUUGCCACAAGCUGCAAAGUCCUCUCCCCACAAAGCCAAGGACUCCAGCCCGCAGAGCAGCAGGAAGGUGUGUGACAAGCUGCAUUUCCACGCCAUCCGCAGCAGCGAGCCUUCCGAGGCCUUCAGUGACCAGCCUCCCGCGCAGGCCCAGGGGCCUUCCCUGCCGCCCCCGUCCCCGCCGCCCCCAUCCUUCGAGGAGAGCAAGCCUCCCCAGGACGUGCAGUUUGUGAACGAAGAGGAGCCCGAGGCCAUGGGGGCCGCCGCAGCCCCCUCACCCACCUUGGAGGAAGCCAAGAUGCUCCCUGCCAGUGUGACCCCCGGGGCAGCUGUGGUGGCGGCGGUGGCCGCCAGCAAGACAGACUCGCCAUCUCGGAAGAAAGACAAACGGAGCCGGCACCUGGGUGCUGAUGGUGUCUACCUGGAUGAUCUCACCGACAUGGACCCGGAAGUGGCCGCACUCUACUUUCCCAAAAACGGGGACCCCUCCGUGCCGAAGCAGGCCAGCGACAACGGAGCCCGGUCGGCCAACCAGUCCCCGCAGUCCGUGGGCAGCUCGGGCGUGGACAGCGGCGUGGAGAGCACGUCGGACGGCCUGCGGGACUUGCCGUCCAUCGCCAUCUCCCUCUGCGGGGGUCUCAUCGACCACCGGGAGAUCACCAAAGACGUGUUUCUGGAGCAGGCCGUGUCAUAUCAACAGUUUGUGGACAACCCGGCGCUCAUCGAUGACCCCAAUCUGGUGGUGAAGAUCGGAAAUAAGUACUACAACUGGAACACGGCGGCGCCCCUGCUGCUGGCUAUGCAGGCCUUCCAGAAGCCUCUGCCAAAGGCCACUGUGGAAUCUAUCAUGAGGGAUAAGAUGCCCAAAAAGGGAGGAAGAUGGUGGUUUUCAUGGAGGGGAAGAAACACGACAGUCAAAGAGGAGAGUAACCCUGAGCAGGGUCUGAGCGGGAAGAGCCGCAGUACUGGGGAGCAGCCCUCGCAGCUCGGCUUGGCCACCAGAAUCAAGCAUGAAUCAUCCUCCAGUGAUGAAGAGCACGCAGCUGCCAAGCCACCCAGCGCCGGCCACCUCCCCCUCGUGUCCAAUGUCGGCUACAAAAAGACCCUCCGGCUCACUUCAGAGCAGCUGAAAAGCUUGAAGCUGAAGAACGGCCCGAACUCUGUGAUCUUCAGCGUCACCACGCAGUACCAGGGCACAUGUCGCUGUGAGGGCACCAUCUACCUGUGGAACUGGGAUGAUAAAGUUGUCAUCUCAGACAUCGAUGGCACCAUCACCAGAUCAGAUACUCUUGGCCACAUUUUGCCCACCCUCGGGAAGGAUUGGACCCACCAGGGCAUUGCCAAGCUGUACCAUAAAGUAAGCCAAAAUGGAUACAAGUUUCUCUACUGUUCAGCACGUGCAAUCGGGAUGGCAGACAUGACGAGGGGCUAUUUGCACUGGGUCAACGAGAGGGGCACGGUGCUGCCCCAAGGGCCCCUGCUGCUAAGCCCCAGCAGCCUCUUCUCUGCCUUGCACAGAGAAGUGAUUGAAAAGAAGCCAGAGAAGUUUAAAGUCCAGUGUUUGACAGACAUCAAAAACCUGUUUUUCCCCAAUACAGAGCCCUUUUAUGCUGCUUUUGGAAACCGGCCGGCUGAUGUAUAUUCAUAUAAGCAAGUAGGAGUGUCUUUGAACAGAAUCUUCACCGUCAACCCCAAAGGAGAACUUGUACAGGAACAUGCAAAGACCAACAUUUCCUCCUAUGUGAGACUCUGUGAAGUGGUUGACCACGUAUUCCCGCUGCUGAAGAGAAGCCAUUCUUCCGACUUUCCCUGCUCAGAUACUUUCAGUAACUUCACCUUUUGGAGAGACCCACUGCCACCCUUUGAAAACCAAGAUGUCCAUUCGGCCUCUGCAUAAGUUGCACCAGGCAGCCUCCCUGGUGUCGUCUGCAGCCUAGCAGCCCCAUUAAAGGAUAGGUUUUGGGAGCCGCAGUGCGGGCGCUCUGCAGCUUGCCGGACAGUCAUUUGCUUGUGAGCUGGGAGAACUGAGCAGCAUUUUCCAGCCCCCUCUGUCCUAGAGUGGGUUGACCCUGUGAAGGGGUAAUUGAAGAGUGCACUUUAUAGCCUUGGAGCCGGGUGUAGGCACAGCAUGGAAAGCCUACCUUCAUGGCCACUUGGUCUUCCCCCUGGCCUCUGUUCCUGGGGUCUUGGGAAUAGGGCCACGAAUGUUCAAGAUACCUGAGCAGAGGAGGCUGCCCUGAGUCUCCACUGUCCACAGCAUUCAUUCACUGACUCUGGGCUGAAGGGUUACGGGAGCUCAUUUCCAUUGACCCGGUAUAGGCACCUGCAGAGUGGAGGCCUGUGCUGGUGUGUGUGUGUGUGUGUGUGUGUGUGUGUGUGUGUGUGUGUGUGUGUGUGUAUGCGCGUGCUGAAGGGAAUGGGAGCUCAUUUCCAUUGGCCUGGUGUAGGCAUGGCCCUGCAGAGAGUGAAGGGCUGUGCCGUGGUGUGUAUGUGUAUGUGCGCACGCGUGCGGCCUAGUAUAGGCAUAGCCCCCUGCAGAGAGUGCUGUGCUGGUGUGUGUGUGUUGCAUGUGAUGGGGACCCAGGACCUGAAUCUGACCUGAAUUCAAGGUUUCUGAAGGGAAACCAGAUCGGGCUGUUUGGGCCUUGGCCUUGCAGUUCCAGUUCCUUCCCUGGCAGUAUUUCGUGGCCUGCCCCUUCUCAUGUUUAGGCCACAGCGCUAAAGAUAACCUGUGUCAUUGGUUGCCUUCCCGCGAUAUUUGUGGCUCAGGCUGAACUAUUUAUGCCUUAACACAUCUGUUGACAGGCGUGUUACCUAGGGUGCGCUUUGCCUGGUGUGCUCGGUGCACUGUCCUGCGUGUGUGUGUCGUGUC